GGGAGGACAGCCAGCGGCUUCUGGCCCUUCUUCGCGUCCGAGAGAGACCGGCGAGCCGUGCGCGAGCAGCGCGUGCUCGAGGUCGGGACCUGCUGGAACGGCAUCGUGGUGCUCGACGGGGACAUGCUCCUCGACCCGCCCCUGCGCAGCAGCGACGCGGGCUGGGACGCUGACGCGCUGCGCUUCCAGCAGCCCCCGGAGUGCAUCAUCUCCGAGUGCAUGCUGCUGCCGCUGGCCAUCACCAACGCGACAGGCGGCGCGCCGGUGGUCAUGGACCCGUCCGUCAUUGUGGGCUACAGCGUCAAGUGGUGGAGGUACUACGCCGUGUGGCUGCGCAUGCCCGUCGUGCGGCUGUGGAUGAGGCUGUUUGAGGAGGGCUACUGGGGCCUCUGGUGGAGGCUGGGGAUGGGCAACGGGCUGCGCUGGAACGGCCUGGACAACGGCAAGGAGAAGGACGAGUGCGUCGUCACCGGGUGGCCCAGCUGCGAGGAGGACGAAUACGCCGUCAAGGGAGCGUUGAGGUUCAGCAACUGA
Trichoderma citrinoviride is the source of this 534-nucleotide messenger RNA. RefSeq lists its product as hypothetical. The transcript has a single exon. The record is from RefSeq and is a predicted model, not a curated record. The annotation marks the transcript as partial. Lineage: Eukaryota; Fungi; Ascomycota; Sordariomycetes; Hypocreales; Hypocreaceae.